Aphis gossypii (cotton aphid) is the source of this 3479-nucleotide messenger RNA. RefSeq lists its product as uncharacterized. The transcript has 2 exons. The coding region runs from base 621 to 2558 and encodes 645 amino acids. NCBI's taxonomy places the organism in Eukaryota, Metazoa, Arthropoda, Insecta, Hemiptera, Aphididae. The record is from RefSeq and is a predicted model, not a curated record.
AAAAAUGGUUGUCAGCAAAUAACUUAAAAAAUAUAUUUAUAUUUAUAUUUAUAUUAAAAACAAUAAUAAAACGAGUAAUAUAAUAGCUAGUUUACACAUUAUACGACAUAGUGUAAUAACAUUUAAUGACAUUAUUAUAUAUCAUUAUUUAGAAAAUUAAAUAGAAUAUUAUUUUUAUAGCUACACAAACAUUAACAUAAAAUAACAACAAUAAUAAAUAAUAAUAAUAAUAAUAAUGUUUUAUUAAUAACAAUAACAACACACCAAUGAUUAAGGCCGCUAUCUGCAAAUUGUAUAAAAUAGCCCUCCAAACAGAUCAUCUCAUAUAGAGUGUUCCAGUGUCCACUUAUGCGUGUACAUCGGUCUCUUGCACACAUACGACAUACUGGCCUAUUAUAUUCGUUUUGCCAUACUUUGCUUACAAUCUCAAAUCGUUUUCUACGCGUUGACAUUCAUUUUUGUCGAAUAAAAAAAGUGUUAAUUUAUUACAAGUACAUGAUCUACUUUUUCUACAUUCCUGGAGCUCCGAAGAUUCACAGUAGAAAUCAAAGCAACAAGCAUCAAAUUAGUUCACGUUCCAGACCAGCGUUACGUCUAUUUUCAAGUUAAACCCGAUCAACAUGAUGUGUAUCAAAAAUAUAAUACUUAUCAUAAUUACAAUUAUACCUUUCACUGAAUCCGAGUUCAUUGCGUACGAUUGUGAUGGGCCUGUUCAAAAUGUCACGUCAUUUGAUAGCUUAGAAGUGGACAACUGCGAUUUUCCAGUACCAUCAAAAACACAACAGGUACCAAGAAUACAAUUACUACAGAGGAUUGAUACCUAUCCUGUUCAUUUUAAGUCGUGUUUCAUAUCAGUCGAUUAUUUAAUAACUAGAUGCUCGGUAUUUGAAGAUGCACAAUCAGUAGAGGGUGGGUAUUUUUCCGAUGUUGUUGAGUUAGGAAAUGCUCGAUGUUGGGAAAUUCAUCAAAAACGAUCCUAUACUUUUCCUCUAGGGGGUAUAGUAACGGAUUUGCAAAUGAAUGAAACAACAUUAGUUUCGCACACUGUAGCAGGAUCACUGGACAGAUUUGGAAAUUGUAAAGGGACGAAUUUUAAAUCUAAUAAAGGAGAAUGGGAGAACGCCAUAGUACAGGCUAAAUAUAAAAUAUAUUUAUCAGAAGGUACAGCAAUAGCAAAUAGUAAAGAUAACACCCUUAUUCUUCCGUCGGGUACAAAAAUGAAACUAUCUGAUAAUUAUGGUGUUGAUACGUUUAAAGGCGAAACCGUAUGGAGCAAUAAUCAUUAUAAUUGCGAAGAACAAGAUUUCGUUGUUUUAUUUGAUGGUCCAGCAUCAUUAGUUACCUCGAUCACUAACGACAACUCGAGUAUAUAUACAUAUAUUGUAGAGACAGACAAAAUAGUGUUUGCUCUCAAACAAAUUAAAAAAACAUUCGCUUGUGAAAUCCCGGUAAUUCAAACAGAACACAUGCAAUUACUUAUUCUUACAGAUGCCAUGUUUUUAAAUAAUUUUCAAACAAAAUCCAUUUCUCCGCAAAACACUGAUUUAAUUGCUUAUGUAAAUACAAAAUUUGUAUACAUUGAAAAUUUUUUUAAAUCAACAAUAACCACAUUAUAUAAUGACUUAUUACAAAAGCAAUGUACACUUGAACGACAAUUAUUACAGCAAAGGCUUACAUUAGCCUCAAACAAUCUUCCGGAGUUCGCGUAUAUUAUGGGCGGAGGGCCUGGAUUCACGGCCAUCAAGCACGCUGAAAUAAUUUAUUUAAUUAAAUGCAAAAAAGUUAAUGUCGAGGUAACUAAAACAGACUCAUGUUAUAAUGAAUUACCAGUCUUGUAUAACAACCAUACAUUCUAUAUGGCUCCAAAAACACAUACCUUGCAAAAAUAUGGAACACAAAUUAAUUGUAAUUCAAUGUAUCCACCUGCGUUCAAUUUAGAUGGUAAUUGGUAUGGAUUUUUCCCUAAUGUCCAGGAAAUAAAAACGCCACCAAAAUUGAAACCAAAUACAGCAUGGACAUGGGCAUACAAAAAUUUAGACUUUUUAAUGAAUUCCGGUUUGUAUACAAAAGAUACAAUGAAAGCUUUCCAACAACAUAUAAUAUACCCUCAAGAAGUGGACGCAGUCAAAAAUAAUUUAGUUAGACAGACCAUGGGUUAUGAUACAGUAAACCAAGGAAUACAAUUUAAAUAUUUGAUAGAUGAACACACACUUGGAAAAAUGGUGGAAGAUAAGCUAUUCAAAUUAUGGGGCUGGUUUACGACAGUUGGAACUUUUGUGUCGGGGCUAAUGGGGAUAUUCUUUGUUGCAAAAUUAAUAGUUACAACCAUCGAUGCAGGUAUUAAUAUUCAUUUUUUGUAUAAAACUUUUGGAUGGAGUACAAAGCUUUUAGGGGGUUUUUUUUCUAGUAUUACUCAUAUAUUAAUAUCUCAGUCUAAUAAAAACAUGUACAUUAAAAAUAAAGAGUUUGAUGAAGACUCGUUAGAAAUAAAAAACGUUCAACGUUAUAAGAAUAAAACCCAUAAUAUUUAUCCAAAUUUACAGCAUGAAAUGGUUUGAAACCAUCAAAAUUAAAUAUAAAAAUAUUUAUUUAAAAUUUAAGUAAUAAAAAUAUGUAUUAAUAUCAAAUGAAAUUAUUUUUUUUAAUUUGUAUAAUAUACAUGAAUUAUAUUUGUAACUAGGUAUAAAUUAUAUUGGUUAUAAUAUUGUAAUUAUAUUUUAUUAAUUGUACUGUUAUAUUAGUUGACGGCAAUAAACUAUAUUAUGUUACUUAUACCUAUUUAUUAUUAUUAAAUCGUUACAAAUGGUUUUUUAUUAUGGCAUUAAAAUAAAUACGUACAAUAGUACGUCCUAUAGUGUUAUACUUUUUAUGUUAUUACUUAUUAUAAAUUAUAAUAAUAGGUAUACGUAAUUUUAACCUUUUUACAUACCUAGAUAAUUUGUACAUAAUAUCACAUUUCAUUAAAUAGAAAUAUAUAUUCUUGUAUUUUAGGUAUUUUAUGUUAUUAAUCUAUUAUCUAUGAAUACUAAUACUUAUUUAAUGAUAUAUAAAUUGUUAAAAAAAUGUCUAAUGAUAUAAUAGUUAAUUUGUAUUAAGUUGUAUUUCAAUCAAUUAUAUAUUAUUACAAAAUAAUUAAUAUGUACACUGUUAUCGCUUAUUGGAAUGUAACAUAUUUUACGAUCAUUUAAAAUAAUUAGUAAGUAUCUAAUAAUGUAUUAAACAUAAAUCGCAUGGGUACUAGGUAGCCGCGGUUAUUACAGCUGCAUUUACCAUUUACGUGUAUAUUUACGCGCGAUCCGUCAUAGGCAAAGGUUCAGAUAAUAAUAAACGCCGCUCCCGAACAAACAAAAUCAUCGGCCGGCCGCCGGGCGCCGACUACUAGUAGUGGGCGUGGUUAAAACGUCGCGUGCUUGCGGAUCCCGAAAACACCUAACAGCGCGUUCUCUCGGCCGUUGUAUACGUUUCAGUUUUACCAGAAC